AUGGCAACAGAGCAUGGCUCUCAGAGGGUUCCUGGCCACCAGAAGACCCCUGAAGGAGUUGUAUCUCCUGGGAGUGCUGCUGAGGGUCCCACCUUGACCAGAAGAAGGAGCAAGAAGGAGAGCCGACUGCCAGGGUCCCAGAAGGCCAGUUCUGGGAAGCAGUCCUCUGGCCAAGGCUCUGAGGCCUCAGGAAGCAACAGGAACGCCCCAAAGACCAAAGUGGGGCAGGGCGAGCCACCUUCAGCACCGCCCAGGCAAGCCUCUCACAGACAGUCCCACCGACAUCGUUCUGACCCCCAGCAGGAUGCUGCCCAAAGGACUUAUGGGCCCCUGCUCAAUCGCAUCUUCGGAAAGGAUCGGGAACUGUGUCCUGAGGAGCUGGAGGAGCUGCAGGCUGCCUUUGAGGAGUUUGACACUGACCAGGAUGGCUGCAUCGGCUACCGGGAGCUGGGUGACUGCAUGCGGACGCUGGGCUACAUGCCCACGGAGAUGGAGCUCCUGGAAGUGUCACAGCACGUGAAGAUGCGCAUGGGCGGCUUUGUGGAUUUUGAAGAGUUUGUGGAGCUGAUCAGCCCAAAGCUGAGAGAGGAGACAGCUCACAUGUUGGGUGUACGAGAGCUGCGCAUCGCCUUCCGAGAGUUUGACAAGGACAGGGAUGGACUGAUCACAGUGGCGGAGCUGCGACAGGCAGCGCCAGCUCUGCUGGGGGAACCACUAGAGGGCACCGAGCUGGAUGAGAUGUUGCGAGACAUGGACCUCAAUGGGGAUGGCACCAUAGACUUUGACGAAUUUGUAAUGAUGCUAUCUACUGGCUGA
Microtus ochrogaster (prairie vole) is the source of this 816-nucleotide messenger RNA. Its product is annotated as calcium-binding protein 4. The record is from RefSeq and is a predicted model, not a curated record. Gene Ontology annotation, molecular function: calcium channel regulator activity; calcium ion binding. Gene Ontology annotation, biological process: visual perception. NCBI's taxonomy places the organism in Eukaryota, Metazoa, Chordata, Mammalia, Rodentia, Cricetidae. Gene Ontology annotation, cellular component: cytoplasm.